UCGGAGGAUGGUCUGGAUGCUGAUGGACAGUUACGUGAAACUGUGGAGAUUGAUGUUGAAAACAAUCCGAUAUUUGAAGAUGAAGACACCCGAUUGUUCUACGAAAGUCUGCCGGACAUCAAGGCGAUGGUGCCAGGGAUCCUCUACAAGGAGAGCGAACAGUCGGUUUCGAGACCCGCCACUGAACCACAGCCGUCUGAACCUGCUGAAAAAACUCUGCCAACCGAAGGUACGCGUAUUUUGAUUGGUUUACAGGAAACGAAACUCCCCCUCUCUCUCCUGUCAAUAUUCCUUGAUUUCCGUAAUACCUAA
Messenger RNA from Dibothriocephalus latus, 312 nucleotides. The record is from the annotation of a GenBank genome assembly. Lineage: Eukaryota; Metazoa; Platyhelminthes; Cestoda; Diphyllobothriidea; Diphyllobothriidae.